Molecule: messenger RNA, 9010 nt
Organism: Bemisia tabaci
Lineage: Eukaryota; Metazoa; Arthropoda; Insecta; Hemiptera; Aleyrodidae
Source: RefSeq, a predicted model, not a curated record
UCGGCGUGUUUAUCUUGUUCAUGUGCAUGUGUAUGUAUCGGGAUCUUGUGUGAAUCCUACUCAAACUAUAGAUUCUCGCCGAAAUAUAUUGUGUAUAUUUCGUGUAUGUGAAUACGUUUAGAAUUGUCUAGAUAUCACCUGAAGGUACGAACAAAUUUUUUAAACUUCGUUCUUUAACGAAAGCGGAAACACUCUGAGUGUUCAAUCCACUGUGUUGCCAAAAGUACUCCUGCCAAGAAUCUAGCUCAAGAUCGUAUUUCAUGAUUCGCCGGACUGGGCGAUUGAGUUUCUUUAAAUUGAGCUCAAAAUGACCCUGGCUUAGUUUGAUAUUUUCCGAAAACUUCUAUUUAGAAGUACACAUCUAGCUCUUUCAGAAUUCGCUGAGCAUAAUCAUCCAUGUUCCUUAAACAGUAGGAAACAUUGUUUUCAGUCACGACCUUGAAUGUCGCUCUUUCACUGGCUUCUCAGAAUUGAGCAAAAAACCAAGAUAAAAAUGUCUUGUGUUCAAAAACCAAGAUGGCUGAUCUUCUAAGGUGAACAUCUUUCAAUUCUGCGAGAGUACAUGAACUAGUAUGACAAACAGCUCAACCAUAUCUCUAAGACACGAAGUUUAAUCAUUAUACCAUGGAUCUCACGGAGGAUAUGCUUGAUGCAGUCUUGAUCAAGAUCGAUCCAAAUGCUUAUCAUGAUAGAGGAGACUUCUCUAGUGACUAUGAUUCUGAUGAUGAAAUGUACCAUAUUCGCAUCGGCGAACAAAACGAUCCCAGUGACAAGAGUUCGGAAUCCAGCUCAGAUUUGUCAGACAGUUCGGCGUUGGAGGAGUCAGAAAGUUUAGUGUCCUACAAUCAUAGUGAAAUUAAACUCAUGAAACCAGAAGUUCGACUGCCUCGCAUUGACGCCUCGCUGUUCCAGUUGAAGAAAGUCAUCAGUACGAGUGUGAAGAAUGUUGAAAACUCCGGUAAAGAUCAUCCUACCUUAUCAAAAACUGAUGAAACUCGUGAAACCAUUCAGAAGGUCAACGAGAAUGCUGUUUCAGAGAAUCCGAACCCUGCUGAUGAGGCUGAAAAGAAUGAAAAGUUGCCAACUGCAGAUUCGUUAACACCUAAGAUUGCCCCAAAAUUAAAUGAAGCUCCGGUCCCAGAAAACCUUAACUCGGAAGGAAAAGCAAGAAGUGGUAAAAAUUUGCAGAUGGGUACUCCCAAAUUACUCAAAAUUUUAUCCAACAUUGACAAUAAUUCUGCUUUGGAGAACAAAAACUCUGAGACUGAAGUAGGAACUGGUGAGAACCUACGAAUUAGUGCUCCAAAAUCACUCACAACCACUGCGGAUACCAAUGAAAAUUCUCCUGCUGUGGGCGGAAUUUUAGAGGAAAAUAAAGUAAAUGGUGGAAACCUCUGUAUUUCUGCCCAGAAUUCAUCAAAAAUUGCUCCAGAAGCCAUUGAAAGUUCUGUUUCUGAGGACAGAAAUUCGGAAGAAAUAGCAACCAGCGUUACAAAGUCAGGAACCAGCAUGAAAACCAAGAUGAAUGAUAAAUCAACUCCUAGAAUCAGCAAAACCUCUGAAAGGUUGAAAUCAGGAUUACAGGAAUAUUCUAGUGGUGGUGAAGAAGUUACCAAAACUGACAAGAAAUCAAUGACUACACCUUUAAUGAAUAAUCCUGUAAUGUGUAAAGAAACUGCUGUCUCUGAAACUUGUAAAAAUUUGACUGCCCUUAUCAAUAAUCCCAAUGAAAGUGGACUGAAGAUUGUCAGUGUAACAGGAGCUAGUUCCAAUGAGGAAGUAAGCAAUAAUGAAACUCCUCAAGAAACAACGCCAGAGGUGACAAUUAAACAAGAAGAAGAACCUAUUAGCCCAGAUCAAUCGUCUCAGGUCCAACAAAUUGUGAACAGAUUAGAAGAACUGAAAGGAACCAUCAGUACGUCAAGCAGCAGCAUCAAUCAGUCUCAUUUGAUCGAACCCCUGAGUAGCGACAAUUUAAACGUCUGCUGGGAAGAAGCAAGUUCUAAUAUUUUGGCUCCCCCACCACAAAAUGAUCCAAGUCCCAAUGAAAGUGGCCUCAAACCAGCUGAAAUCAAGUCUCUAGCUACUACCAAGGAGUCCCUCUUUUCUUCUGUGACUGUAGGUGUAUCAGAAACCAAAACAAACAAGCAAUCGGUAGGGAAUGCUGCGGUUAUCGAUGAGAGUGAUGCUGAAAGCGAUCAUGAUGGAUUGUGCAUUGACCUCAAUGGCGCUGAAGGCAAAACUCCUCCAAAACAAGGUAAAACAGCAGCCUCAGGAGUUGGUAGUGAUCAAUUACCAAAAUUGACGGUGCGGAAUUUUGAAUCGGAGUUGAAAGAACAAUCGGUAACAACAACUGAAAUCAAGCAGGAGCAAGAAACUAUAGAAAAUAAACUCACUCUGUACAAUGAAUCGGACCUUCCCUCUGUCAUGACAGUACACCUAUUGUGCAUGAAUUGCAUUGAGUAUGCCAAAGAAAGAUGGCCGGAUAGACCUUUGAUCAAGCACAUUCUCGUCAAGAAGAAAGAUUGUGAGGUUUGCAAAACUAAGGAUGUUCCACCUGAAAAUACAGCUACCGAACAGGACGAAACUGUAGAGUCAAUUACCACAAAUCUGUCCAAUGUCGAAAAGAUUAUUGAUAAUGUUGCACGAAAUUAUUCUAAAAAACUACCUUCCAGCCCUCCUUCAAAAAGCUCUUUAGAAGAGUCCUUGAAAGAUGUAACACCAAAAACUAAAGGGGUUUCAUCUCAAGAUAUCAUUUUAGUGAAUUCGUCGAACGUAUCAACGAAUCUUGCUAAGAAAGGGAGUAACAUCAUCAUCAAAGAUGUUGCAAUGAAGAAUGCAAUAAAAAAUGCAUCUCGAAAUUUAAAGCCAUCUGGAAUGACUACGUUAGACGGAAAACUGUACAAGGUUAUAUUCUUGCCGAAAUCUUCAUCCCCCAAAACAAUAGUCACAUCAACAACAUUGAAAAUAGCCGACGGACCCAAAACCACUACCAAAGUGGUUACGUCAAACAAGUCCGCCAGCUUGAUUUCUUCCUCAACGGUCACUAAGUUGACCCCAGCAAGUAACUCCAGUCCAAUUAUUGUACCUGCAGCAGGGGAUAAUAUUAUAUCAAACCCGAAUGUCAAAAAAACGAAUGAAAAUCUGCUUAAAUUCACCUCGGAUGUGCCCACCGUCCCCAACCGCACUGUGUUUUCACCCCCCAAGUCAUCAACAUUCACCACCUCAUUGUUACCUAAUUCUCUUCCAAAGAAAAAGUUGCCUUCUCAAUUGUCAUUCAACUCUGAAACAAUUAAAAUCCAAGCUCCACCAGGUACUCCUGCUUUUAGGAAUAUUGCCAGCAAAAGGGUCAGCCUAGAUUUGGGGAGUGUUAACGUAGAGAAUUCCAAAAAAGACUCUGCUCAAGUAUCGGAUAACAUCAAGAUCAAACGACUCAGUACUGACUCGCACAUUACCCUAUCACCGGGUGCAAAAUAUACAUCAAAGCUUAUGCCACUCAACGAUUACUUGGCCCUCAAUCGUACUGCAGGCAAGACAGGUUCUACUCCCAUGAAGGUCAUUCAUCAUUCGGAGAAUGCUCAACAUGGGUCAAAGGUUUCAGCUCCACUAAAAAGACCUAUAACCAUAAUUAAUGGAAAGCCUGAUAAUAUUAUGGAUGUCGAUGAUGGUGCCAUAACGAUGAGCACUAACAGUGUGAAGCGGCCCAGAAUGAGCGUUGAAAAAGGUUCACCUUAUUUGAGUAACUGUUUGGAUGACGGUGCAAAAAUAUCUAUCCUGAAUUCUGUUCUCUUACCACCGUUUUGCCCAACGACUCCUGAUAGUAUUUAUGAUGCAAAAAAUCCUGUCGCCAAGUACACUUGUCCCCAAUGUCCUGACACAUUCACGUCAGAAACCCACCUCAGGAGCCAUCUCAAUAGACGAAGCGUUUUGAUGAAAUAUGCAUGUCCAGGCUGCUUUGAUAAACUUAUUGCAGUCUACAAUCGUUGCCAGCUCAAGGAACAUUGCCAGAAACACAACUUGAAAGUCAACCUACAGCACCUCACCAUUGAGCCACUUCCUCUUGCGUUAUUUGACCUGAAUCUCUUUGAUUCAUCACCUUCUGUAAGUAAUAAUGUAGCUAAAAUGGAUGCCCUUUUACAACCUAAAAAACGGAAAAGGAAAUCACGAGCAAAGAAAAAACCGGAAAAUACGGACACAGCAGAAUCGAAUCCUUCAUGUUCGAAAGAAGCGCCUGCUGAGGCUACUUCCUCAUCGGCCCCCACUCUCAAUAAGAAUUCUCAAAAAUCAGCACGACCCACGGACACUUUAACAUUUUGCUACGAAUGUGAAUCAAUGUUUCCGUCCUUGUCGGCUCAUCUGCAGGGAUCUGGAAAGCCAAACGCUGAAUUUGCCUGUGAAUGUAAGAAAGUUUGUUCUUCAGCCUGCAGCUUGAAAGCACACAAGCGUCUGCAUCACAAUUCAGCCCCACAUAUUUGUCCCGAGUGUGGUGCCAAGUUUUUGUUCGCAUCCGCAUUAGAGGAACACUUCAAGAAGUCCUGCUAUCAUCCUUUCAAAAAGAACUCCUUUGAGUGCCUCAAGUGCCAACAGAACUUUUCUGUCUUGUCAAAACUGGAGUCUCACGUUUUAAAGAAUCAUACAGAGCAAGUGAACAUCUGUGGAGUCUGCGAGGAAUCCGACGUCAGUCUAUCAGUAAUUUCGAAACAUAUGAGUAUCGAUCAUGGUGAGACGGUAAACCAAAACUCGAAUCGUAUUUUACGCUUCAUGAGGUGCGACUUUUGCCCGGACGCAAGAUUCCCACGUCACCAAUGUCACCAGCACAUUCAGAUGCACACAACGCAGCAGUCUUCAUUCACCCCCAACUAUUAUUACCAGUGUGAUUAUUGCACAAACUAUAAAACCGUUGCUAAAAUUGACUUUGGUCAACAUUUGGAUUAUUGUCUUUUCUCAACGAGCCUCAGGAUGAUGGAAAAUAAUACUGAACUCAGUGAUUCGGAAGAUACCACCUCGUCCAGUUCAAAAAGUGUUGAAAAUCUGAGGCCGAGUAACGAUGAAAUCACGAAGACUGCAAAUGGCUCUGAUGACAUAAAUGAGAUAUCAUCUCAAUCAAACAGUUCUGAAACUAUGAUGUCUGUUGACAAAGUUGACAAAAGUGGAACACCUACCAGCGAAUAUACUGACGUUUCUCUUUCGAAGAGCUCGGAAGCUAAGUCUGUUCGUAGUGAUAAAGCAAGUGUGAAAAACAAGCCUACCUUGCGCGAACCAAAAAUUCCAGAAACAAUUUCUCCAAAAGAAGAAACCGGCCCAACUCCUAAUUCUGACAGUGUAGUGCCCGGAAUGAGCAAAGCGCAAGUUUUGAACUCUCGAAAAGAACCUACAAGUUUGGAUAACUCUGCUGAAAUUAACCUGAGUUUGGAGAAAACACUUAAAAAAUGCAUCAAACGAAGCGAAGCAGCCACUGAUAACAGUUCAAACAAAAAGCGUGCUCGCUCUAACAACACAUCACCCAAGUUGACAGUCAUGCAGUGUAAGUACUGCGUUGCAAAAUUCCGAGACCCUCAGAAGGUUUUUGAGCACUUGAUGAGCAAGCACCGUAAAGAGAUUUCCGAAAAAAAUGCAAAACGACUAAAACUCUCUUCGCAAUUAAAAUCCAAAUCCGAACACUCUGAUGAGUCCUCACAGUCGCUGGAGUGUUCAAAGUGCAGUUUCGUUGGCGCAUCUUACGCAGACCUGUGUAAGCACAUGGAGACACAUAAAACAGUUUAUGAAUGCAAGGAAUGUGGGGAAGGCUUCGUAGCGCGGCCAACUUUAGAGAAGCAUCUCAUUAUCAAACACAAGUUUGAUGCUGUAAAGGCGAAAAAGGAGGUCGAUUCCAACAUUCAGAGUGUAGAAGUGGUGAAGGAAAAUGGAGCCUAUCAUGCGAAACAAGGCUUUUAUCAGUGCGCAACAUGCUAUAAAAACUUCACCACGGAACAGGCGUUCAAUCAACAUUUCAGGACGCAUGGACUAGCAUUUGUCACUGAUUCAGCAAGCCCUACAUCUCUAGUGAAAUAAUCCCCCCAAAUAAUAAAAUAGAUGGAAAGAUUCCCACCUCUGUGCCCAUAAAAGUGCUGUGCUAAGGAAGAACACAGUACAACCCUUCAGACAUUGCCUUUUCUUUGAAAAAUUACAUAUUUCCAGAAAAUUCGUCAUUAGUUUUCUUCCAAUUUUAUCAGAGGAUUUUGUUCGUAGUUUUAUCUGAAGUGUUUGACAAUUUGCAAGAAAACUAUUUGUAACUUUCCUCAAAAAUCAAUCUUUCCUGAGAAAAAAUUUGGCAACUCUCGAAUGUUCUUAAGGCGUUCUUCUCUGUAGCGGUAGAGUAGUUCUUAUAAGUCAUGGAAAAUAAGACUGAUGCCUGUAAUGCAUGCAGAGCACUUGUACAAAGUUCAUUUUGUCCUGUAAAAAGGGAUUUCCUAUGUUGAAUACUUUUCAUGAUAAUUUCUCUCCACCUAUUUCAUCACACACUUUUAUUUAAGUACUUGGUUUUUAAUUGAUGUUUGAAAUUGUGCUAGCACAUUGUAAGUAUUAGGCCCUAGAAGGUCAAGAAGUAAAAGAAAUCUGAAAUUAAGACUGCGGGAUCUAGUUGUUGAGUUCUGACUUUGCUUGUUUUCAUAUUUUGUCCUUCAAGCUCUCUUACAAAAAGCCUCUAUUAAAACAAUUUUCUUUUUCUUUUCAUAAAAACAUCCACCCCCUAGCGUUAAUAGCUAUGCAUCUUGUCCACAUGAUUCAUGUGAAACCAUUAGUUUCCUCUCAAAUUUAUUUUUUUAAAAUGACGAGAAGAUAUCCACAAAUCCCCCAAGUUGGGCUGUAAUACCAGUUUUUCGAUGUGAUAUUUUUGCAAAGUAGCCGGUUCUGUUCUUUUUUUGUGUUUUUUGAAAAUAAUGCAUGAAUUUUAUUGUAAAUUUUCUGUACACAACUGUGAUCCGAGACUGUCUCAGCCACCUCUCAGGCUCGUGAAAUGAAUUUGAAAGUUCUGACUCUGAGAAAUUAUCAAAAUACUUAUCCAAGCAGAGAUUGCAUGGAGAUCUCAUGAACAUUGAUCAGAAAUAUUUUACUGUAAGAGGUUUAAAUUUUUCACACCUUAAUCUUGUCAAUAUAAGUAAGCAUUUUCCAUGACCUGACAUUUGUGUUAAACUUGAAUAGGUAAAAAACCAAUCUCACUUCAGAUCAAGUGACUUUUAAUGGGAGCUUAUCAAGCCGAUGGAAAAUUACUUGUAUACAAGUAUUGGUUUUUUUAAAACUUAUUUGAUCGUCCAUGGAAACAUAUUCAUCAGAGCUAUUUUGGUUGAGUGGAGUAAAGAGAUCAAAUUUUGUGUCCUGAAUAGUAAGUUGAGAACGGUUUUGUACAUUUUGUACCAACAGUUACAUUUUUUCCAGUAGUCUCGCAGUCCGAACAUGGCAAAGUAGAAUUUUAAAUGACAUUUUCUCAAAACAACGUUUGUUGAACUGAGAACUUCAAACUGCAACAUUUUUAGUUUAAUUUGAAAUUUUUGAAAGCUUCUGGCGUAGUCUUUUUUAUUAUUAUUGUUGAUAUUGGAGGAAGUUUUGUUUAAGGCACACCUAAGAAAUAUAUUUAAAGUAAGCGCAUGUUUUUGCGAUUAGUAUUUCAUAUCCUAAAAAUGUUGUAUUUUUAAGAGUUGCUCUUAAAUGUAUAUUUUUCUAAUAAGAGAAUCCGUUACUUAAACUUCUUAAAUUUUCAUUUUCCAAGUGAUCAUUGAGCCAAAAGGAUUAGAUUAAAGAAAUUUUGAAAGAAGGACUAAGCACACUUUCAAUUUUGAGUGCCGGCAUAUUAUGAAGUUAUUGGCUGUUUCAUCUCGGUUUUGCUUCAGUGGGAGGUUGUUGCUGCACUCAUAGGACGCUUGUUUCGUUGAUUGGUUCCUUAUCACCUGGUUUUAAAUGUUCCCUUAUGCAGCAGUACAGUGAAUCAAUUUGAGGUUUUUUGGUACCGAGGUCUCAUGGAGUUCUCAUGGAUUAGGUCCCAUGCCUUUCCCAUUGAUGGUCUUACAUUGAUGGUGGAAGUUGCGAAAGGCUUAUCUCGAUUUGCAACAUUACAGUUUUCUUUCAACUUUUUACUUUCUUUAAAAAAAAACUAAAAAAGCAACAAGCGUCUACUGUUAGUAAAGACUGAAAAAUAUCAGGAAAUUAGUUUUUAUCAGCAAAUUAUCUUUCAUGGAUCAGGAAAUUGCAAGUGUGUUGAGCAUUUUUCCACAUGCAGUUUAGUAAAGGCACAAGUGAAACUUAUGAUUCAAAUCAUUAAAUACGUUGGUUUGUUAAAGCUAACGAGUGUCGAUUCAUUCACAAAAUAAUCAGGAAAUUUCAUUUACAAUAAAAAAAAGUCAGAAAAAUCCGAAAUGAAAUUUUAGUAGAUAGGCACCCUGAAUAUUCCUCGGAAUUUUCACUGCAUUUCCUUCAUUCUGAUAGGAAUAUUCUGCAUAACAUUCCAAAAAAUUGUGUUGAUUGGUUUUUCUUCAAAAAAUAAAACAACAGCAGAGAUUUAAAAACAUUGCAAUUAGGAUACGUGUUUUGCAGAUUUCACCAUCGGUUGUAUCAUGGAAUACAAGAGAAAAAUAUGUACCCAGGCCAAGGUACAAAAGUUGUUUUAAGUACUUUCAACAAUAUUGUUUCAUUUUUGUAAGUUAUUUCCCUGAAUCUCCGGAAAACUGCUGAUGCUAGCGUGAAGUUAAAAAGCUGCAACAACCAUUUGAUUUGUAGUGUUAGUUUUAACCCUAUAAUGUUCGUUCCUAAUGAGUUGGUUACCGGCAGUUUUUUUCCGAGAUCAGGAAUAUUAUUUUUAUGUUCAUGUAUACCUUGUUUUACCCUUCAUAAAUUAUUCUAAGUUUUAAUUGUUGUAAAAAGAUCACUGUUAAUGUGAGCUUGCUCAGUUGUCUUGCAAUCUGUUGAAAGACUUGUACAGAAUUACUUUUUGUUAUAUUUUCCCAAUUAUGUUAAUAAACUUUCAUGAAGUCAUAUGAAA